AUGGCGCAAAAACUUCCCGUCUUUUGCAUUGCUGCUGUUGCUUCUAAUCGAGGAAUUGGAAAAGACAGGAGGCUUCCAUGGAAACUCGAUGGAGACCUGAGAAUGUUUUCGAGGUUGACUAAAGAAACGAGGACGCCAGAAAAGCAAAACGCUGUUGUUAUGGGCCGUGAAACAUGGUUAUCUAUUCCAUCAAGGCACAGACCUCUUCGUGAUCGAGUCAAUGUUGUCUUAAGCAGAAGUCUUGAAGAGCCUCCUGAUGGUGUCCGAUUAUAUCAUGGUUUUCAGGAAGCUAUUGAUAGUCUACAAUCAGACGAGUGCAGAGACAAGAUAGAGACAAUCUGGGUAGUUGGAGGAAGCUCUGUGUAUGAGGCCGCUUUAUGUAUUUGUGACCGGAUAUACCUAACUCACAUUGAAAAAGAGUUUGAUUGUGAUACAUUUUUUCCAGUCUUUGACACUCAGCUGUUUCAGCCUGCCAGUGUUGAUCCAAGAGUACCAAAGGACAUAAAGGCAGAGAAUGAUGUGUCUUACAGAUUUUGUGUUUAUGAGAGACAACAGUGAUGUCAUCGAACAGUAUUUUAGAAUUGCUUCCAGAACGGAUGUUUUAUGUUCAGCUAAUCUAGACUAUUAGAGUAUGCCAAAUAUACAGGAAUUAAGAGAUUGCAUUGUAGGCUUAUCCUGCACGGUGCUGGUGAACGACCAGACCUUUUGUAGAAUCGCUAUUUUAGUCAGAUGCCAAUCAGUAGAAAGACAUCAUCAGUGUAGGAAAAUGUGUUGCAUCACUGUUAUUUAGAAUGGCGAUUUGCCAGAAUAACAAAUUGCAAUUCCAAA
Molecule: messenger RNA, 828 nt
Organism: Corticium candelabrum
Lineage: Eukaryota; Metazoa; Porifera; Homoscleromorpha; Homosclerophorida; Plakinidae
Product: dihydrofolate reductase-like
Exons: 6
Coding region: 1-558 (185 amino acids)
Biological process (GO): folic acid metabolic process; glycine biosynthetic process; dihydrofolate metabolic process
Cellular component (GO): mitochondrion
Molecular function (GO): dihydrofolate reductase activity; NADP binding
Source: RefSeq, a predicted model, not a curated record